This is a messenger RNA of Erythranthe guttata (spotted monkey flower), 1112 nucleotides long. RefSeq names its product protein DMP3. Lineage: Eukaryota; Viridiplantae; Streptophyta; Magnoliopsida; Lamiales; Phrymaceae. The record is from RefSeq and is a predicted model, not a curated record. Gene Ontology annotation, biological process: endomembrane system organization.
GUCAAAUAUAUAUGUUAUAAACUAAAGGGGAACCUUAUAAGUAUAAUUCCCAUAUGUUGGAAAUGAUGGGAGACAAGUUAAAAGGCAAUAUUUUAAAGAUUAAUCACAAACACCUAAUCAAUAUCUCAACUAACCAUCCAAAACAAGCAAUCACAUCCUUAACAAAUACACCUAUAUAAUCUCCCCCCUCCACAAAUUAAACUCCACACAACACAUUUUCAACCAUCCACAAAAACCCAAAAAAAAAAAAGAAAAAAAAAAACCCCUAAAAAUCCAUCCUCAAUAAUAUCAUAAUUCAUAAUGUCUCUUAGACAAAGACCACCAAUAAUUUCCGAUCCACCAUCCACCGCCACCGCCACCCCUCCUCCCAACGACGACGACUUUGCCGACAAACCCCCGCCGCCGCCGCCAUCACAAAGCGCUCUCUCACAAGCCCUAGAAAGCUCGGCACAUCUAGCCAACCUCCUCCCGACCGGAACCUUAUUGGCCUUCCAAAUCCUAACACCAAUCUUCACCAAAAACGGAUCGUGCGACUCCGCCACACGGCCGAUGACCCUCGUCCUCCUCGUCAUAUUCACCCUCUCGUGCUUUCUCGCAUCGUUCACCGACAGCGUGAAGUCCUCAACGGACGGAAAAGUCUACUACGGGCUCGUGACGCCGAAGGGCCUCUGGCUGUUCGACAACCCCGGUGCGGCGGCGGCGGGAGGGCUGCCGGAGCUGAGCAAGUACCGGCUGAGCUUCGUCGACGUGGUGCAUGCGGUCUUGUCGGUGCUCGUGUUUGUCGCGGUGGCGUUGAGGGACAAGAAUAUUGUGGGGUGUUUCUACCCUAUGCCAAAUCAAGAAGCUCAAGAGGUUUUGGAUAUUGUUCCGAUUGGGAUUGGAUUUAUUGCAAGUUUGUUGUUUGUGGCUUUUCCUACUAAACGACAUGGUAUUGGUUACCCUAUUACACCUAACAAUAGAUUUUGAAAUUGCAAUCAAAAUAUUGACUAUUGCAAUUAAAUUAAAUCACAUAUUAUUAUAUGUUGAUUAUAUUAAUUUCUUUUGUAAUUAUGCCAUGUAUUGGAAUUUAAUUUCAUUAAUUCUCAUGAUUAUGUUAAAUGCAUAUGAAAUAU